CCCUUCAAUAAAUCAAAAUUUCAUCUUUUGAUAAAGRGAUUUUUAGACAAUUGAACGAUCUUGAAAGGAGCGAUCUCACAAAAGCUAUUAUGCUAUCAGGUACCAGUGUCUGACUACUUCAUUUGCAUAAAAGAGUUCCCGGAUGUACUGACCAACUUUGCAAAAUGAAUAUGGCGGACGAGACAUGUGAUGGGUUUGAGGGAUAGUCUGCAUUGAACGGCAACUGGACACUUAAUUACCUCCAAAUUAUCGCAAAGUGAUGAAUUGUAAACAUUUYGUAGUAUUGAAUUUCAAUUUUACCUUUUUAAAACCAUAGUUUAGGCAACCAAAGGCUUUUAGAAUGGGAUCCAAAGUCAAAGUUGCCGUACGAGUUCGGCCAUUAAACCGGCGAGAGAUAGAACUGGGCGACAAAGUCGUUGUCGACAUGGUAGAUGGAAAUUCGACAGUGCUCUUCUCGCCUAGAGACAGGAAACAGUCGAAGACGUUUGCCUUUGAUCACUGCUUUUGGUCCAUAGACUCUACAAACAACAAAUAUGCAGACCAAGAAAAAGUUUAUGAAUGUCUUGGUAAAGAUGUAUUGGAGAAUGCAUUUGAAGGCUACAAUGCCUGUAUAUUUGCUUAUGGCCAAACAGGYUCUGGCAAGACAUAUACCAUGAUGGGUGGACAAGGUGACAAAGGUGUCAUUCCAAGAUUGUGUGACAAUUUAUUUGCUGGAAUAUCAACGAAUGACAACAAUGAUGUCAACUAUAGAGUUGAAGUUUCUUACAUUGAAAUCUACAAUGAAAAAGUCCGAGAUCUACUCUGCCCAAGAGGUGGUAACACAGCCCUGCGUGUACGAGAGCACAAAGUCCUUGGUCCAUAUGUUGAGGGUCUUACAAAGUUGGUUGUUUCAUCUUACGAGGACAUCGAAACUAUYAUGAUGGAAGGAAAUAAGUCAAGAACUGUAGCAGCCACUCGUAUGAAUACAGAAAGUAGUCGUUCCCAUGCAGUCUUCAAUAUUGUGCUGGCAAGAACAGAAUAUGAUCACCAUACUGAGUGUAUUGGAGAGAAAGUCAGUAAAAUGAGUCUUGUCGAYUUGGCUGGCAGUGAAAGGGCAAGCAAGACRGGRGCYGAAGGUGAAAGACUCAAAGAAGGAAGCAACAUUAACAAAUCUUUGACAACAUUAGGACAAGUUAUAUCAAGUUUAGCAGACCAGUCUUCUGUCAAGCACCACAAGAAAGGAGCUCACUUUGUACCAUACAGAGAUUCCGUUUUAACCUGGCUUCUUAAGGAUAAUCUUGGUGGCAAUAGUAAGACUGUGAUGGUUGCUACAGUCAGUCCAUCAGCUGAUAACUAUGAAGAAACUUUAUCGACUCUCAGGUAUGCAGACCGUGCCAAGAGGAUUGUCAAUCAUGCUGUUGUCAAUGAAGAUCCUAAUGCAAGGGUAGGUAACGAAAGGCACAAGGCAUUAGAAGAUAUGGGAAUAUCAGUGCAGUCCUCGGGAAUUGCUGUUGAAAAGAAUAAGUUUUACCUUGUGAACUUGAACGCUGACCCUUCAAUGAAUGAAUUAUUGGUUUAUUAUUUAAAGGAGCAUACAAAAGUAGGGCGGCUAAGUCCAAACUUACCUCCACCAGAUAUUCAGCUUGGAGGUCUUGGUAUUCUACCAGAACACAGCACGAUGGACAUUGAGGGAAAUGAAGUUUACCUUACAUCCAUGCCCAAUGCAAGAACAUUUGUGAAUGGUAAAGACGUCAAAGAGCCAACUCUUCUUAAGCAUGGUGACAGAAUCUUGUGGGGCAACAACCACUUCUUUCGAAUUAACUGUCCAUUGACUCCUGGAAGUGAGGUCCAACCUGAACAACCUGUYGACUUCUUGUCAGCUCAACAUGAAUUAAUGAUGAAUCAAAUUGUACAAGGUCCUCUGCAUGAGUCUAUUAAAGCACUUGAAGAACAGUACCAAGCUGAUAAGCAGGGAGCGCUGGAAAAGCAACGUCUAAUGUACGAGGAAAAAAUUGAGGAACUGCGAAACCAAGUCCAAAUUAACCCUAACCGUCAGUCAAUGGAUCGAUCAUGGAGUAUGGGCUCUUUUAGUUCGGGCUAUGGGUCCCGUAUGUCAUGGUACGAAGAUAGAGACUUGUCAAACCAGUUUGAGAAACAGGAACAGCGACCUCUUGUGUUAAAGGAAGCAGUGUUACAGGCAAACACUCUUGUGCGAGAGGCCAAUCAGCUCAGCGAGGAGAUGGGAAAAGACACCGAGUUUGCAGUAACCUUACAGAUCCCAACAUCAAGUCUAAGUUUCGGUCGAAGUCGGUCAGGAUUCAGCAGUGAGGUCGCCAUUGUUGUCAAACACAAAACCAAGGGAACACAAAUCUGGUCGCUUGAUAAACUGGAAAACAAGAUAUUUGACAUGAGGGAACUGUACAACCAGUGUGUUGAGGAGGGUGUUUCAUUCAGCAGUAAGGUACAUGAUGAAGAUUCCGAUCUGUUUUUCGAGGUCGAGUGCCACACCCUUAUUGGUGUUACCAAUGUCUUCCUGGAAUGUCUGCUCCAUGACGUCAGUCAUGAAUAUGCUGCACCAAUCAUUAGCCAACAAGGGGAGGUUUGUGGAAAAUUAAAAGUAGAGGUUUCUCGGAUCACAGAUUCAGAUAAUGAAUCGGUCGAGUCUUCCUCCGAAGAUGGCCGAGUGAGUCCCGAAGAUGACGACAUGGAAGACGUCGAUGAUCUAGAAGACCUUAAACUUGGGCAUCGCAUGGAAGUGUGCGUCAAUGUAAUCGAGGCUUACGAUCUACCACCAGCGUUGUGCAACUAUGUAUUUUGUCAGUACCAGCUGUGGAAGGAUAAGGAUACAGUUGUUGUACCGCCCAUCAAUGCAAGCUUGUCACAUCCAGGACCUAAAACCAACACUAUGAUCUUUGAGAAUAAGCAGUCAUUUGAUAUCGAAAUAACAGAAGAAUUCUUGGAGUAUGCGUCUGAAAACUCGCUAGCCAUCGAGGUUUGGGGGAAUCGCAGCCAAGGAUUUGAUUCAAAAAGUAGUUUGAAUUGGAAUUACAACGUAGARGCACCACAGAAAGGACUUCAUGAUCGAUGGCAUGAACUCGUUCGUAAACUCGACCUCUGGUUUGAAGUCCACGAGAUUAACGAUCUUGGUGUGUACGCACCUGUUGAGCUCAACAUUCGUGAAGGUAAAGAAACUGGGGGAAUCUUCCAACUCCGUCAAGGUCACUCGCGUCGUGURGUGGUGAGAGUUAACCCCAUUCCUAAGUCAGGAGCUCUUCCAGUUGUCUGUAAUACMAUUACUAAUGUAUCUAUUGGGAGUAUAUGUGUACGAAACAAGCAACAGAAGGGAUUGGAUAGUUAUCAAGAGAAAGACUUAUCAUUAAUGCGAGAAAAAUGGUCAAAUUCUCUUAUGAAGCGACGCGAAUAUCUCGACCAGCAAAUCCACUCMUCAAUAGGGAGCUCAGAUAUCGAUAAGUCAGUUGUYGAGAARGAAMGAGAAAGUUGGUUGAUCGAUCAGUGGGUGAACCUUACUGAAGAAAGAAAUGCUGUCCUCUGUCCCUUACCGGGUAGUGGRAUACCUGGRGCACCACCGUUACAGGAGUAUGAUUAUCGCAACGUUGGAGGUGAUGAUGUSAGCCCUGCUGGAGUAGAUUCUACAUUGUAUUAUGAAAACCCUGAUAACAUGAUAAGCUUGCCAAUUAUUAAAUAUGAYCAGAAACAGGUAUCAGCUACUGCAUCCUGGGAUUCAUCSAGUCACGAUGCCAUCGAAUUAACUCGGGUUACUGGAUCAAAUGAAAGAGUUUAUCUUAUAGUUAAGGUAUUAUAUUUGGUUGAUACCCUCCUACCAAACAUUCACUUUUUGUAUUAUGUGAAAAUGAAGUCCAAAUCUACCGAUCUACGKUACAGCUGUGGAGUAGUCUACGAACUCGUGUCCCACAUACCCAGGCAACCUGGUGAAGAGACUGAAGAGCGAGCAAGUCUGGCACAAAUGGCAGCCCAAGCAGUYGGUGAGGAAGAAGAAGACGAAACUGUUCUCAGACGGUACAGUAAAGGGAUAUCAAACGUUGAAAGUCUUUUAGCAUUGGACAAGCUAAGACAGGAAGUGCAAGUUAAAGAGAAACUUGCUGCCAUCGGGAAACCUUUAAGAAAGUUUGCAAGUACACCGAACCUCGCAGCAUCGUCGACAAUGUCUGAUUUAACAUUUGGAGGAAGUCCAGGCCGAUUUGAUGUUGCAGAAACGGCGCGUUUCUUAGAUUUUAAGAGUUAUGGAAUGAAUUCUGGUUUAACGUCUGAUCCUCGACAAAAUCGAACUUUCCACGGACGUGAGGAAGCACUGAUYGAUUUCUCGUCGUACACUACCUCGCCACCCAGCCAAACCAGCACACCAACAACUACAGCUGGUGUUGUACUGCGAAAUUCUGCUGGUCGAACUCAAAAUCCUCGUCCAAGUUCUUUAGUUAUGGAUUUGGAAACACUGUCUGAAGAUUCCAAGGAACCAAGCCCRAAGGUUGAAAUCCCCGAUCGUUUUGACUUCAACGAUCUAAAACUACCUGCGUCGGUCCAACUUGCUACGAGUCCUUUACCGAACGAUAUUCGCGAUAGGUCGGCAAGCUCGGAUACGAUUACAUUUGACGACAAUGCGGCGUUGGCUUACGACGACCUUCCGACUCCAACUCCUUUUCAAUUCAUGAAGAAUACGAAGGCUCUCGAGAAUUCCGAUAAAAGUACGAAAGAGAAAUCAGAUGACGAGAAAACGYCUGAAAUUGAUGACCCUCUCGGGGCGAAUUUAGUACUGUUUGAUACUGUUUCUGAGGAUAAGAGAGCAAUGAACACACCAAGCAAGGACAAUUUAUUGGACAAUUGCGAAAAUAAACCUCUACUYGACCUUGGUUCGAAUGAAAAUCCUAUUUCAAAUUUCUCGACAACUGACAGUAUUCAGCUGCAGAGCUCAACAAAUAACAUUGGGAAUGAUUUAAUUAGUUUAGAUAGUGAAACACAACAUAAAUCCGAACAAUUAAAAGAACCUUUAUCUCUUACUUUGGACGACUUAUCAACAAGUGACUUUCUACCUGAUGUCCAAAGUUUAUUAAAGCCCGAAUCAAYGCCGAAAACAUCCGACAAGGUGUCGGAAGAAGAAACAUCACUUUUGUUGACUCCUCCGGAUGAAACCGAAUUAACGCCGAGAAAUUCCGAUGAGACUUCGGAAAAAGACAAAUACCUAUUAUCGUCUUCUAAUCUCGAGACCGAAUUAACCCCGAUGGAUACCGACAAGACUUCGGAAGAGGAGAAAUACCUUUUAUCGUCUUCUCGGGAUGAUUUAGAUUCAUUUGGAAGUCGAGAUGACUUGGCGUCUUCUAUGGAUAGCUUGGAUUGGAAUGAAGAUACCCUUGGAAACUUAAAACCAGGGAUGGCGGUAUGGCUCGGUGAGGGGAAGACUGGAGUUAUUCGGUUUACUGGUCCGACCGAGUUUGCCCCGGGAAUGUGGGUUGGCGUGGAGCUGGACAAACCUGGAGGGCGCAACGAUGGAUCAGUUCAAGGUGUGCGAUACUUUGCCUGCAAGCCAAGGUUUGGCUCCUUCGUUCGUCCAGACAAAGUCACACCAAUUGAGCACAGUGCACGAGAACGAAGCACUUCACGAAGAAUCASUGGCUCUCGCGAGAACAAYGCUCGCACAUCGUCCAAUAGAGCUUUAAAUAAAACCGAAAGCACGUCACGUACAUCGCUUGUUAAAAGCGCUAACCGACGGCGUACCGAAAGCCCGAGCAGAGUCCGAAACGACAGCUCAACGAGCACUUCCCGAGCUUCAGCCGUUCGAGCGGACAAUUCAACUUCAAGUCCCAGCCCCGUUACGAAGCGGGACAAUGCGGGGAAAAAUCGAAAGAARGACGAUUGGAAAAGAAGAUCAAAUAUUUUAUUUUAAUUAAUUUUGUAGAUAUUUUUAGAUUUUAAAACACGAAAAAAUGGGGGACAUAUCAGAUAGGUUUCUACUUUAUUAAUUAAUGGCGAUAAUGUUGAAUGGUGAAGACUUUUGUAAUUUUUAAAAACCUUAAGGUUAAAGUUAGCCCAAUUUCAUGGCAGAYCAGUUUACCAGCAUGCAUUGCGGUCAGCCAGUUGUCUCGUAAAUCGUUAAAAAUGAAAUAAAACUUGUCCUAAAAAAUUUGGGAAAAUUUCGCAGUAGAGUUAUUUUGUAAAAAAAAACUUUUGGCCACACCUAUGGUUUUCUUACUAAAUAAGGUGUAACUAAAAUUACCUUUUAUUUAAAUAAUAAAUGAUCUUCACGAGKGUCAAGAAAAAUUGGGCUGUCGACGAGUUCGCAAGGCAUGCUGGUAGAUCAAAAAGCAUGGUAAAAUACAGGGCAAAUCAAAUCAUUUUAUUUGAUAAUUUUUACAUCKAUUGUAAAUAGUACAAAAUUGGCCGACUAAGAAAUAGGGGUUAUWUUAUCCCAUAAGUGGGAUAUAAACAUUAAUUUUAAAGCAAGUUUGCAUUAUAUUAGACUAGUUGAAUUUAGUUUUUUAGAAUGGUGGCAAAUUAAGAACGGCUUUUUUAGAACAGAACUUAACUUUUGGGAUAUAGAAACGACUUAAAAUAGAGCUYGGAAAUUAAUGUUUUUAUUUUAGAAGAGAAUAGUAAAAAGAAUGGAUUUUGCUGGA
Messenger RNA from Exaiptasia diaphana, 6626 nucleotides. Its product is annotated as kinesin-like protein KIF13B. Gene Ontology annotation, biological process: cytoskeleton-dependent intracellular transport; microtubule-based movement. The coding region runs from base 341 to 5896 and encodes 1851 amino acids. Gene Ontology annotation, molecular function: microtubule binding; ATP hydrolysis activity; ATP binding. Gene Ontology annotation, cellular component: microtubule; kinesin complex. NCBI's taxonomy places the organism in Eukaryota, Metazoa, Cnidaria, Anthozoa, Actiniaria, Aiptasiidae. The record is from RefSeq and is a predicted model, not a curated record. The transcript is spliced from 36 exons.